AUUUCGCGAUUUUCAUCUGGUCACCUACAGCAUAGCCUAAUGUACAUAAACAAACGGCGGUACAUGACGACUGUACGUUUAUACAGUACAAGAUCGGUACCGUACCCGUACCCACGUACGUGUAGCUAGCCAGUGGAGUCCGCCCGCGCGUCUGGCCAGCGAAAGAUGGCGGAGCCUAGUGAGAAGGAUGUCAACAAUGCCUUGAACCGCGAAAGAUAUCGUGAAAAGUGGCAUGACUACAAUUUACGAUCGCGAUAUUUGGACGAAUUGUCGACCCCAGUUGAUGUCAGCAAAUUACCUAGGUUAAAGCGGUCGCGCAGCGACAGAUACACAAGUAGAACUAGCGGCACUAGCACUAGUAGCAGCAACACCGGCAUGACCGGCAGCAGCAGUACUGCCAGUAGGCCUAGGCCUACGAACGCAGCUACCGAUCAAGGUGAUGGCAACGAUGUACCGCUUCAUGACGGCUCGGAAGAAAUUCGUUGUCAAUAUGGCCAUGGUGAAGUAGAGGUACUUGAGGCACCUGAAAUCUACCGUCAGUUGCUGUUAGAAACUAACUCCAUCUCCCCAUGUGAUGAGCACUUCACAAAGUUUCUACUGAAUAGAUACAAUUCUGAAAACCACUCAAUUGAGGGCAGCAGAUAUGUAAUGGUAACCAGGAGAGCUAUGUGCUUCAGUGGGACCUGGAAGUGGGCGUUCUACUGCUCCUGUGAUCCAGCAAGGAGUCAAGUGCUGCACUCUGCCUCAGAACAUGUCCAACAGAGCAGUCAAGAUUUACCGGGAUGUCUGCACAUCGACUGCCUUGCUGGUAUCCUGGUUAGAUUUGACGAAAAUGUUGGGAUAACAGCUCACCAUCAAAGCCAAGACCACAGCUAUGCACACGCAUCUGGCCUUGAAGAGGAUGUGCAAAUUCCUCCCAAUCUCAAUGAUGUGUGGCCUGUGUGUGGAAAUCCACGUGCUGCGGUCAUUGUUACGGAUCAAUCAUUUGCCGUCAUUGACAUCGUGGGCAAUGGGUUGAAGUGUUUGACAUGCAGGAGGGGCGAUUGUCAGCACAUCAGUAAGAUCAAGGAUAUUCUUGAGCAAGUGACAGAUUUGCCGGUCUUCUUAUUGGAGAUGUCUGCUCUUUUGGAGUCAACUUCUCUUAAAAGGAAAGCAGGAGCAGGAUCAGUGGCUUCCUGGAAGCGCAUUCCCUUUCAGCUUGAGAGCAUUCAUCUACAAGACAUGGUUGCCAAACCUGUUAUGCAACGGGGUUGUACAGUCAAUGGCAAUCUUCACCUGAUUCCCACACCAGGUGGUAUGUGCGCAUGCUGUCACGCAUCAUGGAGUAAUGACAUCUACCUGAAGGGUGAAUAUCCUGUUUUCACUCUACAGUCAAUUCAUCGAGCAUCAGUUUUCUUCAGGAAGUGCAGCAAUGAGAUGUGUGACUCUGAACUUCAAUAUGAUGGCUUGUCUGACUGCCUAUUCAACAUGACAACCUACUUGAUUGACCACUCCGUCCUGAGACAGUACAUGUACCAGUUUCUGUAUGGAAGAUCACCCAUGUUUGGAUUUUACAGUGUUUGGGUGCAAAUGCAGAAUGAUGCUGGACAUAGCUCUUUUGCAUCACAACUGCACUACAACAAGUUUGUAUGGGCAUGGUAUGGGUUCCUGCGUCUGCUGGACAUCGAUUACCACGAGCAGUUUAUCUGCAGGGAACAAACGUGUGGCGCACAGCCAGAUAUAAUCAUCUGUGAUGCUACCCACCUUUCCCUUCGCAAGGACCUAUCGCUGUGGAAGGACAAUGUGCCGAAGGCUACCAAAGAAGCAAAACAGUCGUCAAGCAGUGUUUACAGAAAAAGCAUCUUUCUGGUUGACACCCAAACAAGGAAGUUGUUAAAGAAGUUUGCCCGAUCGUCAGAGGCACAUCCGUUUCCUCCCAAUGACUUCCUGAUGCUUAUUGAUGGAUGCAAGGAACAUCAAGGCAGCCUACUCCCUUUUCUGAAUGAGCUGGGUUCAACUGGACAUGCAACAGCCCCACCUGCAACUUACAAACCGUUAUUGCAAGCUUUGUCUGCAACUUCUCCAGUUUGUGGACUGCUCCAUCCAGAGGCAGAGUUAUUAGAACUGUUGGAGAAGAUGGCUCAUGGAUUUUCCCCAAGAAAAGACUUAAAUGCUAUGGCUAUUCUCACAAACAAGUGUCCUAUAAUAGCUGACCUCAUUGCAUCGGAGCAAGUUCUUCCUGAAGUACUCUUUCCUGUCCUUUGUGAGCUGCUUCGUCUGGCAGUAGCCCCAUUUGAGCAGUCAACUUCUUCACAAUCUCCUGCUGCUGUUCAGGCUGAGAGAAGCACAGACCACCCACCACCAGACGACUUCGAUGGCAUGUGUUUUUGGCCCCAUUUCCCCCAACAACGGUUAAGGCCAAAAUAUGCAAUGGAUGGCUUGAAGACCACCAGGACCAGUUGCAGGAAGGAUUCCAAAAAUUACGGGAGAAUGACACCUGGAGUAUUUGCUGCUUUCUGUCCCCAUGGAAUCUGUUAUGGUUUCGAAAUUAUGAACCAGUUUGAAUCACCGAAUGUGCCCUUCACUUUGCUCCUCACACGAUUUGAGACACCUCCAAAGAUGAUUGUGUAUGACAACGCCUGUCAUCUUCAUGCCUACUGCCUAAAUCGGGAGCCUGGCAUGUUUAAGAAGACCAAGUUUCUUAUCGACAGACUACACUGGCCCAAUCAUACUGCCUGUUCCGUUGGGUACAAACUAGAUGGGUACUCAAAAUACAAGGCGAUAAACAGCCAAGUUGCCGAACAGAUGAACUCGUCACUCCAGCGCAUCAAGGUUCAGCUGUCAUAUAUGGCUCAAGACAAUUUUUUGUGGCACUGCAGAUUUUUUUUGUGGGGGAAGAACAUGAAAAAACAAAGCGUUCAUUAGAAUAUGAGAAGCAUAUCUGCACUUAAGUGUAUACAUGUUACUUGGUGGUUUUAGAAUCCAAGGGUGGUCAUAAAACCUAUAGGAGAAUGUUUAUUAUAUUGCUGUUUGUUUGUUGUGUUCUAUUGUAUUUUUAUUAGGUGUAAAUAGUCGAAUGGCUUAGACCCCAUUUUUUACAAGAUCGUGAACGACUGGUCCAAAGCACCAACGUGGCAGAUAGAUUGUUAUAGCCCUAGAGAAGAUAUUUUUAAGAAGUGGCACCUGAACAUCUUUUGGGAAGGGUGCCUGAUGUUCAUAAAUCAUCAACACUUGCCAUGUAAUAUGUUUUUUUUUUGCCAUGUUUGGGCAUAUUUGUAUUUUUUUUUUUUUACUUUUUAAAAAGUAUAUUUUGGUGAUCGUCCUUACACACCCUACUUCAAUUACAUGUAAUGAAGCCCACAAGUGACUGAAUGAUAAUGUAAACAUGGUAAAGAUCUGAAAUGACUUCCAUUAUACUAGUUGGCUGCAUUUACCUCAGUUGUCUCCAGAGAUCAUCAAUUAGUCUUGCCAAAUCUCAGUGUUUAUGAGCUUCAAAUUCACCAAGUCGCUUACUGGCACAGUUACCCUAUUAAGACUUUAUGGGAAAUCAUGUAAACAAUGCUAAUAUUGUUAUAUAUAGCCCAAAAAGCAGAAACAGGGAAAAAAACUAUGUGUCCGUAAAUUAGGCAAAAAGGUAGGUGAAGGGUUGCUUAACAAGGGAAACCUGAACAAGUUCAAGGAAAUUCCCUAAAUUAUUGGUAAGAAAACGUUUUGACGUAGACCUAAUUAUUAAAAACAACAAUAAUGUCUUAUAUUGCGGAUUUCCUAGAACUUGUUCAGGUCUCCCACGUCAGGCAACCCUUCGCCUAAUUUUAGCACUAUUUACGGACACCUGAUUUUUCCCCCUUUCUUGUAGCUAAGUAUCAUGAUACUGUCCUCAAUCAUAUGAUUUAUUUUUGUGAGGGUAACAGUGCCAGUAAAUGACUUUGUGAAUUUGAAGCUUGUAAAUUCAAACUUUUGGCGAGACUUGUUGACGAUAUCCAAGGAAAAAGUGAAUGGGCACAACUUUAGGGUAUAAUAUUAGCCAUUUGGGAUCUUUAUUAUGUCCUCGUAUCAUCCAGUCUGUAGUAUGAUGCAGAAAACGUUAUUUAAGUAAGGAUAUGUACCAGUAAGUGGAAUCCCCAAAACAUACUUUUCACUAUAUGUGUAUUUAUAUACCCAAACAUUGCCAAAUAUGGGAAUAUAUUACACUGCAGGUACUAACCAUUAGCGAUUUAUGCAAUUUAAGCACCAUUCCCAAAAGAAUUUCAGGUGUCACCCCUUCUAAAUAUCUUAUGUUGGGGCUAUAAGAAUAGCCAACUUUAGUGGUUUGAACCAGUUGACACGAUUUCGACCUUAUGCCACCCAACUAAAACGUGUUACACUCGUAACCCUUUGAAAUAUCGAAUUGCACACUCACAAUGUAUACAUUCUCCCUUCAAAAAAAAAAAAAUGAUGCACACUCGGGUCCUCCCUAUGCUUAACCCUAGUCAUGUCGUUGGUUGCGCAAAACUUCUUUUUUUUUAGCAUUUGAUGUUUGGGGGACGCCAAAUCAAAUUGCUUGGUGUGAUGCAUUUUGUUUGCGUGGUUUUCUUUAUUUUUUGUUUGUGUCAGACCUCUGUAUCAUGCCAUUUAUGGAAAGUGAAAAAAAGGAAAAUCAAAAAUCUGACGGUCAGUCUGGGGUGGGGGCUGGCAGUUGCCCCUCUGCUUGAUACAGUUGCUGUUGUUCUUGGGUUUGGCAUCUAAUCCUUUCAUUCCUUGAAGAACAUAUUUUGAGUAUGACAGGAUAAUUUUUCUUGAUAUUAGUUGUAAGUUUUACCAGACCUUUUUUGAACAAUAUGCACUGUUAAUGUCUGAUACAAUAUUUGAACAGCAUGGACUGUUAUUGUCUUGUUGUCCAUAAAGUAUUAUUCUCUUCCAGCACACACAUUUAGAUCAUUGUGAUGUGAUUUGUGAACAUGUAAUGAGGUUUGUAUGUAAAAAAAAAAGGGUGUUUACCUAUUGCAAAAUACCCACCUUGGAGUCAGUGGUAGAAAUCAAAACACAAAAACACACAUGUUUGCAGGUGUGGCUUUGUUGAAUUUAUUUAUUAGCGUGAAGUGCGUGAUUACUGAAAUAUAUUUGGUACUAUACAAGAUACAGGAAAUUUAAUGCAUCCGAAUCAGUUAUAUCUUGGAUGCUCAAUUUUGAAAAGAAAUAAAAUAUGAAAGAUUUCACUUAGUGAAUUAUUCUUCAAGAUGUAGGUACUUCUCCAGCAUCAAGUAACUAGUUUGCUGCAGCUACUUGACAACAGCAAAUAAUGGAACGUAUAGUAAUUUAUGUACCCCAUAUACAUGUAGCAAUAGGGAUUUGUUGGACUCUGCAACUCUGUAUUUUUUUUCUGUAUUAUUUCCCAAUAUAGUAUGAGUAUUUUUUUGCAGAACACUCACCAGAUUCUCUUUGCUCUGAUUAAUAUUUUUAAAAACUUUAUUAAUAUGCAUGUACACAUAAACAGGCAUGAUUAUUUUUAUUGAGUUUUCCCAUGGUUAUAAUUGAUUGAAUUUGAAUGAAAGCAAAUGGAUUUGGAUGCAAGACAGAUUGAUUUACAAAUAAAGAUUAUUACAUGGUGUCAUUCCAAACGUUAUAUUGUACAUGUACAUUUCUACCACGUAAAGCUAUGAUUUCGUUUGAUUGAUAGAAUAGCAUUGUAUCCAAACAUAAAGGUGAUUUGUCAAGUAUGACACAAUCUUUGAUUGAUGUAUAUAUUUAGUAUACCAGGGAUUGUUGUACUACUCAAUGUGGUGUUAUAACUCAAGUAUACGAGAAGAACCAAAUCACAUUAGUUAUUAGAUUUUAAGACAAUGAACAUUAUCUUCAGUGGGUCAUUAGAGACACGCAUCUGUUCACGCACAUAAAACCUCACUUGUAAAUUGUAACCUGAUGUUAAACUUCCUCUCAAAACCUUUGUUUCAUGGGGGGGGGGGGUGUUACUGAUCUUGGGAUGUAUGUUAUUUCCAACUUUGUAUCAACUAAUCUAAUUAAAACAUAAUGUUAGUAAUAUGUCUCACACUGUGUCACUUGUUUCCAUUGAACAAACUGUUGCAUUUAAGUUCUUGAUAAACAACAAUAACAAACCGUAAUUUGUUAUACUUUGUUUUCGUGAAAUGUAUGUAAUUUAGUUAAUAUUUUAUACUACAUGUACAUGUAUGUUGUUAUUUUAGUAUUUACUUGAUUAUUAAAACGAAGAUUGCACAAUAAUUCUGUGGAAACACA
Patiria miniata (bat star) is the source of this 6210-nucleotide messenger RNA. RefSeq lists its product as uncharacterized. The coding region runs from base 166 to 2904 and encodes 912 amino acids. NCBI's taxonomy places the organism in Eukaryota, Metazoa, Echinodermata, Asteroidea, Valvatida, Asterinidae. The record is from RefSeq and is a predicted model, not a curated record. The transcript is spliced from 13 exons.